This is a messenger RNA of Hibiscus syriacus, 1267 nucleotides long. Its product is annotated as histone acetyltransferase MCC1-like. The record is from RefSeq and is a predicted model, not a curated record. NCBI's taxonomy places the organism in Eukaryota, Viridiplantae, Streptophyta, Magnoliopsida, Malvales, Malvaceae. Gene Ontology annotation, molecular function: protein-N-terminal amino-acid acetyltransferase activity; histone acetyltransferase activity. The transcript is spliced from 6 exons. The coding region runs from base 377 to 1189 and encodes 270 amino acids. Gene Ontology annotation, biological process: N-terminal peptidyl-methionine acetylation. Gene Ontology annotation, cellular component: Golgi membrane.
UUAAGAAUCUAAUUUAAGUAUCGAUCCAUCUACUUUGAUUAUUCCACAUGUUUAUCAUCUUUCGAUUUUUUAAUUUGAACAGCAGUUCUAGCAAUCAUAAGAAUUCCAGAAAAAAGGAACAAUAAUCAAGAACGCAAAAGCCGCGUGUCCGGUCUCUAGUCGUCCUAUGUUCCUCUGCCGUUUCCCAUUGUCUCUUUCGGUGAUCAUCAAGUAGAAGUUCUUCCUUUAGCCCGUUGAAUUCCCAGGAUCCCCUUCUUGUCCUAACCUGAGUUUCUCCUGUUUUUGCUGGCUGCUGCAUGGAGAUUGUGGCUGAUGCUGCAUAAAUGGAAGGAGAAUUUGUUUUUCUCCAAAUCUAUCACUUCUUUUCUGGGGAUUAAUGAUACAGUCCUUGAUGGUGAACCCGAGAAUCAAACAUCGUCCUACCAUCUGCUAUAGGCCGAUACAGCCAUCUGAUUUAGAGACUUUGGAAAAAAUCCACAGUGACUUAUUUCCUAUCAGGUAUGAGUCAGAGUUUUUCCAAAGUGUCGUGAAUGGAUGUGAUGUUGUGUCAUGGGCAGCCGUUGAUCGCAGUCGACCCAAUGAUCAAAGUGAUGAGCUUAUUGGAUUUGUUACUGCAAGAAUUAUAAUGGUAAAGGAUAGCGAGGUUUUGAGUGGUUCCAGUAAUUCAAUUCAAAUAUCACAUACCAUGCAGAUAGCAGAUUUGCUCAGGUAUGACUCAUCAAGGGUGGAUCAAAAUUUAGUAUAUAUUCUGACACUCGGAGUUGUAGAGGCAUACAGAAAUCUCAGUAUAGCUACAGCACUGAUCCGUGAGGUGAUUAAAUAUGCUUCAAGCAUCCCAGUAUGCCGCGCAGUUUACUUGCAUGUGAUUUCUUAUAAUAAUCCAGCCAUUCAUUUAUACACGAAGAUGUCAUUCAAGUGUAUGCGGAUGUUGCAUGGAUUUUACUUGAUCCGUGGUCAGCAUUUUGAUUCAUAUUUGUUCGUUUAUUACAUAAAUGGCGGCCGUUCUCCUUGCUCACCAUUGGAGCUCAUAACACUUAUUGUUUGUUGCACGAAGACUGGUCUGAAGACUGUGGCUUCUAAGCUGAUGAUGGCGAAACCGAAAUGGCCUAAAGGUAACGAAACUCGGGUUCCCGUGACUCAAAGUAAGAGAAUGGCUAAUACCGAGUGUUCCGGAUUAGAGUAUGUUUGAUAAGUGUUGUAGUUGUGUGGUUGUUCAAGACAUUCAAUAAAUAGCAGAGUUGAUACCAUCCAAAGAGAGGAAGAAAAA